UUGUCAAAGAGCUAUGGAGCGUAGCAUUUUAGGAGUAAAACGGAUUGACCGAAUCCGAAACUCUACGCUGCGCUCAAAAACACGCAUUAUUGAUGUUGGAGUCAAGACCGCCAAGCUGAAAUGGGACUGGGCAGGCCAUGUUUGCCGUAUGCAUCCACAGAGGUGGGCUAAAGUAGCCACAGUAUGGAUGCCGCAAAACGGACGAGGAUCUGGCAGGCCCAGGCGGAGAUGGCGGGAUGACCUGGACGUGUAUCUCAACAACUGGCCGGAGAUCGCCCAGAACCGGGACGAGUGGAAAUCUAAGGGGGAGGCCUUUGCCCAGCAGUGGGACACAAUAUAGGCUUGUAAUAAUAAUA
Molecule: messenger RNA, 356 nt
Organism: Leguminivora glycinivorella
Lineage: Eukaryota; Metazoa; Arthropoda; Insecta; Lepidoptera; Tortricidae
Exons: 2
Coding region: 14-340 (108 amino acids)
Source: RefSeq, a predicted model, not a curated record